Pelagomonas calceolata is the source of this 774-nucleotide messenger RNA. Lineage: Eukaryota; Pelagophyceae; Pelagomonadales; Pelagomonadaceae. The record is from the annotation of a GenBank genome assembly.
AUGCGGCGACCGACGCACGCGCGCGUGUUCUCGCACGUCUCGGACGGCGGCGGCGACGGGCGCGAGAGCCUCGCGAGCGAGGCGACGGGGCGGACCAGUAGUCUCGCCGAGUCGCUCACGUUCACGCUGGCGUCCCUUUCCCCGCUGUACGCCAUCGACGCGACUCGCGCGCAGGUCUCCUUCGCGGGCGUAUUCUACGGGCUGAACAUGACCGCGGUCGUCGUCUACGCCUGCCACACGCAGCUGGCGUUUCUGGAUCAAGUAAAGCGCAUCGAGCACGACCUGCGACACUUCUCGCUUGCGAGGGCGGAGUGCUCGGACGAGCGUGACCGACAACACGUCGAGCGCGUGAUCGAAAAGUGCUGGGCGAAGCGGGGCGGCGUCGCCGGCUUCGAGCGGAGCGUCCGGUCCGGUCCCAUCUACGACGCUUUGCAACGGGCGGUCGGGCGCUACGGGCUGUUACGCUAUUUCGACGUCGUUGUCGCAACGCUCGGCGUGCUGUUCCUGGGCCUCGGGCUCCACGCGCACAACCCACACGACGUCAGCCACGCGAUCACGACGGUCACCGGCGUGUUUAUCGUGAUGCCACUAGCCUUCGCCGGCCACGCGAAGAUCACGGCGACGCUCGGGCGCGUCGCCAUGCCCUACGGAUGCAAGCUCGCGCUCGCGUCCUUCGCCUUCGUCGCAUGCGUCCUCUCGUUGUCACUGGCGAACUUUUCGCUCGGGCGCGAGUUCUGCCGCGCGACCGUCGGGUACGGAUGUCUCCGCGGCUGA